GCGGCUGAGGCGGCGGCGGGAGCCGGGAGCGGCGACUCGGCACGCGGCCUCGCUCGGUUCCUCGCUCUCGGGUCGCGCGGCGGCGGCGGCCCCCCGCGCACGCGCACAACGCUCCGCGCCCGCCGGAUCCUGCGACCCCGCGCCGCGCCGCAGAGGGCGGCAUGCGGGACUACGACGAGGUGACCGCCUUCCUGGGCGAGUGGGGGCCCUUCCAGCGCCUCGUCUUCUUCCUGCUCAGCGCCAGCAUCAUCCCCAACGGCUUCAGCGGCCUGUCGGCCAUGUUCCUGGCGGGGACCCCCGAGCACCGCUGCCGGGUGCCGGACGCCGCGAACCUGAGCGGCGCGUGGCGCAACCACAGCGUCCCGCUGCGGCUGCAGGACGGCCGCCAGGUGCCGCACAGCUGCCGCCGCUACCGGCUGGCCGCCAUCGCCAACUUCUCGGCGCUCGGGCUGGAGCCGGGGCGCGACGUGGACCUGGCGCAGCUGGAGCAGGAGAGCUGCCUGGACGGCUGGGAGUUCAGCCGGGACGUCUACCUGUCCACCAUCGUGACCGAGUGGAACCUGGUGUGUGAGGACGACUGGAAGGCCCCCCUCACGGUCUCCAUGUUUUUCGUGGGAGUGCUGGUGGGCUCCUUCAUUUCGGGGCAGCUCUCGGACAGGUUUGGUCGGAAGAAAGUGCUGUUUGCAACCAUGGGCAUGCAGACAGGCUUCAGCUUCCUGCAGGUCUUCUCAAAGAACUUUGAGAUGUUUGUCGUGCUGUUUGUCUUGGUGGGCAUGGGCCAGAUCUCCAACUACGUGGCGGCGUUUGUCCUGGGAACAGAAAUUCUUGGCAAGUCAGUUCGCAUCAUAUUCUCCACGUUAGGAGUCUGCAUAUUUUAUGCGUUUGGCUACAUGGUGCUGCCGCUGUUUGCUUACUUCAUCCGAGACUGGCGGAUCCUGCUGCUGGCGCUGACGGUGCCGGGGGUGAUGUGCGUGGCCCUCUGGUGGUUCAUCCCUGAGUCCCCGCGGUGGCUCAUCUCUCAGGGGCGAUUUGAAGAGGCCGAGGUGAUCAUCCGCAGGGCGGCCAAGAUCAACGGGACUACUGCCCCUCCCACCAUCUUUGACCCGAGUGAGUUACAAGACCUGAGCUCCAAGCAGCAGCCGUCACACAGCAUCCUGGAUCUGCUCCGGACCCGGAACAUCCGCAUCGUCACCGUCAUGUCCAUCCUCCUGUGGAUGACCAUAUCAGUGGGCUAUUUUGGGCUUUCCCUCGACACUCCCAACCUGCAUGGGAACAUCUAUUUGAACUGCCUCCUCUCGGCAGUGGUGGAGGUCCCAGCGUACGUGCUGGCCUGGCUGCUGUUGCAGCACGUGCCCCGGCGCUACUCCAUGGCCACCGCGCUGUUCCUGGGCGGCAGCGUCCUCCUCUUCGUGCAGCUGGUGCCCCCAGACCUGUCUUACUUGGCUACAGCCCUGGUGAUGGUGGGCAAGUUUGGAAUCACCGCUGCCUUCUCCAUGGUCUACGUGUACACGGCCGAGCUGUACCCCACGGUGGUCAGAAACAUGGGCGUGGGCGUCAGCUCCACGGCGUCCCGCCUGGGCAGCAUCCUGUCCCCCUACUUCGUCUACCUCGGGGCCUAUGACCGCUUCCUGCCCUACAUCCUGAUGGGAAGUCUGACCAUCCUGACAGCCAUCCUCACCUUGUUUCUCCCAGAGAGUUUCGGCACCCCACUCCCAGACACCAUUGACCAGAUGCUGAGGGUCAAAGGAAUAAAAUACAAGCAGACUCCGAGUCAAGCAAGGAUGUUAAGAGAUGGCGAAGAAAGUGGCGUCAUCCUUAAAAGCACAGCCUUCUAACACAGCUUCCGGUAAGUGAGGCACGUAAGAGGAA
Messenger RNA from Propithecus coquereli (Coquerel's sifaka), 1869 nucleotides. It is a transcript of the gene SLC22A5, whose product is annotated as solute carrier family 22 (organic cation/carnitine transporter), member 5. Gene Ontology annotation, biological process: carnitine transport; transmembrane transport. Gene Ontology annotation, molecular function: ATP binding; transmembrane transporter activity. The record is from RefSeq and is a predicted model, not a curated record. The coding region runs from base 162 to 1835 and encodes 557 amino acids. Gene Ontology annotation, cellular component: membrane. The transcript is spliced from 10 exons. Lineage: Eukaryota; Metazoa; Chordata; Mammalia; Primates; Indriidae.